Molecule: messenger RNA, 1208 nt
Organism: Lentinula edodes (shiitake mushroom)
Lineage: Eukaryota; Fungi; Basidiomycota; Agaricomycetes; Agaricales; Omphalotaceae
Exons: 6
Coding region: 58-990 (310 amino acids)
Source: RefSeq, a predicted model, not a curated record
GCCAACCCUGUCUCACCCCCUUCGAUGAUUUUUUCGCCCUACUGAUUUUCCUCAACCAUGAUAUUGGCCAUGAGGCUUCUGCUCUUCUGGAUCCCCAUGGUACAAAUUUCCUCUGUACAGUCUCAGAACGUCAAUUUUCCAAUUGGGAAUGUACUAGGUUCAAAUGCGAUAGUUUCAUUCAUACACAAUCUGGAGACAAAGGCAGAAUCUAGUAACCAGGAGAAAUCUACUAGAUUCACGACGCAUUCUGUACAGAUACCAAAACCGCCCAACGCUAUACCACAGCCUGCACUCUCGCAGAUGUCAUCAUCUUCCACUUCCACGACAGAAACAGCAGCUACACAGGAGAUCAGUACUCCCCAACCGACGAUUUCUCCAGCUUCCUCAUCUACUUCCCUUACAGGCUCAGAGUAUAAUAUCUCACCUCCAGUAGUAACUUCAUUGGUGAUAAGCGACGGUGCACCGCUUAUCAUUGAUCCAACUCAGACCUUGUACACGACAUCUACAUCUACCACAGAGUCUCAAAUUCUGCACACCACUCGAACUCCGAGCCAUACCGAGCCCACUACAAACACGGCAGGACCAUUCAUUCCUUCCGGUAGUGCCUCAAGUACUUCAAAACCCAGCCAUCUAGGAGCUAUUAUCGGUGGAAUAGUCGGCGGAGUCGCCUUUGCAUUCAUCAUCGCACUCAUCGCACUCUUGAAAUGGCACCGUCGUAGGCAAAUAAGUUCCGUACAAAAAACGGCCUUCAAUGGGGACAUGAUGGUAAAACCUCCAUUCAACUGGCGGAAUGUUGCUCGUAGUUGGAAAUCACGAUCUAUAGCUUCAUCGUUACCCAGGCGCUGGCAUGGUUCUGACUACGGGUAUGGAGGAUACUCAUCAUCAGCGGUGACUUCGGAAGACCUCGUGCCAAAGAAUGGACUUGCGGAGAAGAAUGGGAACGAGCACAAGCCACCGUCGGAAAUCGACGGGGACAAUGGGGUCCUCUGAGGCCCCCAACCAAUCGAUUUUGAGAAAACCUGGUUUCAAUCCUGUUUUCUACACUUAUUAUGUAUGCUGUAUUUUAUCUCUGUAGUACUGCGUUUACCCACCUUGAAAGGUGCACAGCAGAAGUAAUUUUGAAUCUGGAGUUGGCACUGUCGAAUUAGUAGAAAACAAAUUCAUUUAAUAUCUGAGCCUUGCUACAUAGAUGGACCUGAAGCUUGAGG